AUGUCUGAAGGUGGCUCUGUGUUAAUCGGCUCGUCUGUCAGUACGGAUGUUUACCUUGCCUCCAAUUGCCCAAACACAUCUUACAGUACCUCAAGCUUACUUUUUGAUACAUGUUCCCACACCCGAGAUGGCGGCCACGCAUGGUCAUUAAUUGGAUUCGGUAUUCCAAGUACUGCUACGAGCCUGAUCGGUGCGUCGCUGGCGAUCUACAUGUACAACACGGGCUCACCCAGCAUUCUUCACGAAAUGAUAGUUGUUUGGGACGCUUCGUCGACGUUCCCAGGUUUUGGGAUGACGGGCGCUGGAAAGGGCAGCACAGGAGUGUGGAUUUCGACCGCCGUGCCAUGUGUGCCGGGCAGCGGCACACCGCUUGCUUUAUUUGCGACACUCCUCCUCCUCCUCAUCCUCCUCUUCCUCCUCCUCCUCCUCCAGCUUGCAAAAGCGGCAAUCCAGUGCAUCCCGAGCCCACCGGAGGUGACGGUGUAG
Messenger RNA from Prorocentrum cordatum, 486 nucleotides. The record is from the annotation of a GenBank genome assembly. NCBI's taxonomy places the organism in Eukaryota, Dinophyceae, Prorocentrales, Prorocentraceae.